Molecule: messenger RNA, 1956 nt
Organism: Pleurotus ostreatus (oyster mushroom)
Lineage: Eukaryota; Fungi; Basidiomycota; Agaricomycetes; Agaricales; Pleurotaceae
Exons: 9
Coding region: 1-1956 (651 amino acids)
Biological process (GO): fungal-type cell wall organization; (1->6)-beta-D-glucan biosynthetic process
Cellular component (GO): endoplasmic reticulum membrane; plasma membrane
Molecular function (GO): glucosidase activity
Source: RefSeq, a predicted model, not a curated record
AUGGCAAAUUCCUCACGUCGUGUCCCCGUGCCCCACCCUGGGCCUCAAGAUUAUGCUGCCGUGCCAACUAGUCCAAGAUCAGUCAUGAACAAUAACUCCUCGAACUACUAUGCAAAUGCGAACUAUACUCAACAACUACCUUCACGAACACCUUCACGGACACCUUCAAGGACGCCAUCAUCCGGAAGCAGAAAAGUACGGACAGGUAGAGGCGCCAUAGCACACGGAGUGGCUAGUGGGCAAAUUGGAGGCGGUUAUGGCCCAUACUCAUACACACCUGCACCAAGCGCAAAUAGCGGAGUGUACACCGCCUCACGGUUUAGUGCGCCACCCUCAGACGCAACGAUAGCACACAACGCCGGAGAAAAACAAACUAUACUACCGACAACAACAACUGUACCACAGUAUCUCUGGGACAGAGACCCCGACGUGGACGACGAUCUACAUAACCCUGACCCAGCUCGAGAUGCGCGUGAGAAUAGAUCAUUCACAAUAUUCUCGGGAAGAGGGUGGUUGAACGCAAUAGCGAUAUUCGUGCUCGUCACUGGGCUCAUUGUCCUUUUCGCUGGGUAUCCAAUCAUCUCAUACGUGAACAAGUCUACCUUCGCACCUGGGGGAUUCAACAUUGGUGGCAUCAACGGAACAGGACAAAUACCUGUUCUCCCCGGCCUCCCGAAACUCAUUGACGACGACACCCCACAAAACGUCCGCAGUCGUACGGGCUCCGAUGGGAAAAGGUAUAACUUAGUCUUCAGCGACGAGUUCAACACAGACGGACGGACAUUCUACCCCGGGGAUGACCCAUUUUGGGAAGCAGUGGAUUUGCAUUAUUGGCCCACCGGCGAUCUUGAAUGGUAUGAUCCUAGUGCGAUUACGACGGAAGAUGGGAAGCUCGUCAUCACCAUGUCGCAGAAACCGUCGCACGAUCUCAACUUCGAGAGCGGUAUGCUCCAAUCUUGGAACAAGUUCUGUUUCACCACCGGCUAUAUCGAAGUAUCCAUGAGUAUGCCAGGUUCGCCUAAAGCACCAGGUUUAUGGCCAGCUGCUUGGACGCUAGGCAACCUGGGGCGUGCUGGAUAUGGCGCAACUACUGAAGGUACAUGGCCGUACAGCUAUGCUGCUUGUGAUGUUGGAACCUUCCCCAACCAAACCGCUAAGGAUGGUACACCAGAAGCUGCCGCUACCGGGUCACCAGGCAACACGGAACUUUCCUUCCUCCCUGGGCAGCGUUUGUCCGCUUGCACGUGCCCUGGCUCAGAUCAUCCUGGCCCCAGGACAGAUGUUGGACGAGCCGCGCCGGAGAUCGAUAUUAUCGAAACCCAGAUCGACACCAAUCUCUGGCGUGGGGAGGUUUCACAGACGUUCCAGGUCGCCCCAUUCAAUUACAAGUACGCGUUCGACAACACAGAGCCAGCCUCCGUCAUACACGGGAGCGACACGCAUUAUAAUAGUUAUGCUGGCGGGGAAUUUCAGCAGGCCGUGUCAGCCCUAAGCUAUAUCGAUGAUCAAUUCUAUAACAACACGGCGUACGCUCCUUAUGCUUUCGAAUAUUGGUCGAAUCCGAACAGACGCGACGAGGGCUAUAUUACAUGGUAUAGCAACGGCGAACAGACAUGGACGGCUACAGCGGCUGCCACGGGUCCUGAUCCCGUUUCCCAAGUCAGCGCUCGAAUCAUACCUGAAGAGCCCAUGUAUAUCAUCCUGAAUCUAGGGCUUGCUCCUAAUUUCCAGAAGCAGGAUUUCAAGAAUCUACAAUUCCCUUCGAAGAUGUAUGUAGACUACGUCCGAGUAUAUCAGCGGGACGACGUCAAGAACGGUGUCACUUGCAACCCGCCAUCUCGCCCAACAGCGGACUACAUCGACAAUCACAUCAACGCGUUCUCAAACCCGAAUCUAACGACAUGGAAGGACGCGGGGUACACCUUCCCUCGGAACUCACUCUACGAUGGGUGUUAA